This is a messenger RNA of Puntigrus tetrazona (Sumatra barb), 5270 nucleotides long. Its product is annotated as beta/gamma crystallin domain-containing protein 3. NCBI's taxonomy places the organism in Eukaryota, Metazoa, Chordata, Actinopteri, Cypriniformes, Cyprinidae. The transcript has 22 exons. The coding region runs from base 119 to 4861 and encodes 1580 amino acids. Gene Ontology annotation, biological process: visual perception; lens development in camera-type eye. Gene Ontology annotation, molecular function: structural constituent of eye lens. The record is from RefSeq and is a predicted model, not a curated record.
UCCUCCCAGACAAACUUCCUCAAACUCGGUCUGAUCGCGUGCAGCGCGCCAAUGGAGAUCGGAAGCCCUUUCUUAGAUUCGACUUCGUUUUCUGUCGGUGUCUGAUCUGAGGAGGCAGAUGUCGUGGCACGAGGAUCUCGCCAGGAACCUUUCCAGAUUCUUUUCCAGAAAUAAGUCCGCGGACAGCGAGGGCAACGGAAGUGAGGUCAGUGAGGUCAGAGAGGCUGAAGGAUCUGGUCUUCAUGGAGCACCUGAGGACCUGAGCUCGUCUGCACAGGAGUCGCAGCCGUCUGACGGAGACACAGCGUCACAGAGCGAGGACGGAUGGCGAGAGGAGGCCUCUGCUGCGCCCCCUGCAGACGGCUUCCUCCGACGCCUGGGCAGCCUGCUCCACUUCAGUCGGCCAGAGCUGAGCGCAGUCCAGCGGGAGACGCUGACCACGUCCCAGAGAGACACACACACCAGCGCAGACACGCAGCGGAGCCGAGCCGAGCCGGAGCACACACACACACCUUCAGAGGAGCAGACUGAGGAAGAUCGAAGUGAUGCCGCACACAUCGAAGCCAAAGAGCGCUUGGAGGAUAAGAGACGUUAUGAUCUAGCCUGUCCUCCUGUAGUAACGUACGGCACAUACCGUGGAUUGAGGGAAGUCAAGAAACCAAAGAAGAAGCAUCACGUUGAGCUUCAUUCGCCCAUCUCUGAGGGUGAAGAGGCUACGCAACCCGAGGGCCAUGAGGACAACAAGAUUUCCUCCUUCACUGUGAACACUAUGAGCUCUGAAAGUCAUGAAAGCCCCACUGCCGUAAAUCAAACAGCUGCUUUACAGCAGAUAGAAUAUGUGUCGGCUCAAUCAGACAAGCUUCUCACUGUUGAAUCUGAACUAACUCUGCUCCACCAACUCCCUUAUGCUGCAGACUCUAGUCUGUUACUUGCCUGUGUGGAGACAGACUCGGUUUACAAGAUUCUUCAAGAGGAGAAAAGUGACAGUGGACUUAAGAGUGGGCAGGAGCAUUUUGCUCAGAGUACUACACUUGAAAGCUUCUCAGGGGAUAGUGAUGAUCUGAAGGAUUCAGACCAUCACGACACUGUUCCCACUUUAGACCAGAGAUCAUCAUUAAUUGUAGACAGAACAGAUGAUCUAGCCCCUGAUUCUCAGGCGUGUUGGAUUGCAGAGGAGUUCAGUCUGAAACGUGCAGGGGUGGAUGAAGAAGUCCUGCGACUGGCAUCUAAAAAUAUGGUGGAUAGCAUUCUGACAAAUGCCCUCGCUGCCCUGCAGAAGAUGGAAGAAUGCGAGAUGGAGGGUGAGGUCCUGUCAACCCUUGAACCAAGUGAGGGCUCAGAAGCGACACCCUUUGAAAGGUUAGAUGGAGGCAAUAAUGCAGAGCAUCAGUUUUGCGUGGCAUUAACAGACCAGGUUCUUGAGGAAACGCUUGCAGGCCAUGUGGACUGCAGCAGGUCGCCGCCCUCCUCAGGGUACGAGUCCAUCGCUGGCUCUGACACGGACAUCAGGUGCAUUGUGGGCGUGGCCUCUGACAUCACCGCCGCCAGUGCUCCAAUCAGCUCUCAGAACGAGAAUCAGGCCUUUCUUGAAUAUCUCUUUGAAGAAAAGAACACGGAUGGAACCUGUAAGAGCAUUGAUAGCGCUGCUGCUGAUGAGACGUUAUCUCACAGUCUUAAGGACUUUCUUCAUGAAAUGGAUAUCAAGGACUCGUCAGAAGAGCACAUGGGGGAAAAGGAGUGGGUAAAACGGGAAAAGCGAUCUCAGGAUACAGCCAAAGACAACGCAAUGAGCAAUAACUGCAGACUAAGCGUGAUUGACUCCUGUGCUCCAACUACACAUCAGGAGAGUCUUCAGCAAAGCCAAACUCUCAGUGAAAGGGAAAAGUCAGACCCUGUUAGCCACAGUCUUGCUUCUGAUAUAAAAUAUGCGUAUAUGAUGUCAGAAACCACACCAGCUACACAAAGCCAUAAAUCUGAAGCACCUUAUUCAAACAGCGGUGUACAAGAACAGAUCUGCCUAGUCUCUCAGGCUGGAGAAGAUUCACAUGAUCUGUUAUCUGGGACUGAAGUCCAGUGCUCUGGAGGGCACCCCUCUUCUCAGUGGACCCCAGUGCGAGCAAUCCGCUGCAAUGUCAGCGACGACCAAAACCUGAGCCCAGAGGAGCAUUUAGAGACUGCUGGAGCAUCAGCUGAGUGUGUCUCAGCUCUGAGAAUUCACCUGGACUUUGUGGACAGUACCAGCAGAACCGCAGCCAUCCUGCCCCAACACUCCCGAUUCCAUGAGCUGGACCUGCACCAAGUCGACGGAGGCUUCGCCAUCAUCAGCGAGGAGGAAGAGAGCGACAUGGUGUUCGUGAACGACACUGGGCCCAUGCACAGUCCCAGCACACGGCGAGCCAGAGCCUACCCUUUCUCCCUGUCUCCCAUCUACGAGGAGGAGUUUGGCCGCGAGGAGCCUUUGGGGCCGGAGAUGCUGCAGGUUCCUCCAGCCACCGAAGAGGAGCAGAGGAGUGUGGAGCAGCCGGCCACAUCCAUCCUUUCGCUCCUGCAGUCGGUCAGUGAGAAGCUGCAGUCCAGUGUCAUGUGUGAUUCGGUUGAGGAGUCCAUUAACACUCUGCUGAGUGACGACAACAAGGUUGAUGAUGAGAACUCCAGGAUCCUACAGAGCCACCGACUCGCUGACGAUGCUCUAGGUGGAACACAGGAGGAACAGGACAUUGAUGGCGCUCUGGGUAAUAUCGGCACGAAUGUCAAUACACCUUUCUAUCAGUACUUGAAGUCCAAAAUACUGCCUCCAGGUGAUGAAGAGCCUGGAGAAACUCAACGGAUGGUGUGUUGUAGUGCAGGCAGCACACUGGUCAUGGGAGAGACCAGAGGGUUUGGAAAGGUCAACCCUAGACCUGCAGCAGUGCUGGUCUACGAGUCGCUGAGUGGUGAGAGAAGAGAAAUCUGCGCUGACGUGGAGGAUGUUGGGAGGGAUCUGUUUGCUCACAGAGGAGCGCUGCAUGCGCUGAGAGGAUGCUGGCUGCUGUAUGUGGAUCUGUUUCACCGUGGCUCAUGUGUUGUUCUGGAAGAGGGUCAGACUGUGACCACCAGCGGAGGAUCUCAGCAGGACCUGAAGGAGACCAGGGAGCCCUGCAGCACUGAUCUGUCCGUGCUCUCCGUCCGGACACUGCUGAAGGACCACAGUGUUCCAGAGAUCCACCUGCGUCCCAGCUCGCCUCAGACCAUCCGUCUUUACUCUGCGACAGACCUGACGGAGCCUGUGCUCCUCUCUGAGCUCCACGUCGUGAAUGGAUGCUGGUUGGUUUAUGAACAGCCUAGAUUCAGCGGCAGAUCUGUUGUUCUGGAGACGGACGGGAGAGUCACGACGGUGCUUCAGAACUCGCUCCUGUCCUGCGUCAAGAGUCUCCGGCCGCUAAAGAUGGGUGGGCUGCAGGUGACCAGACCGCUGGACCCCAAGGUGCUGUUGUUUGGGAAGCUGCAGUUCCAGGGUCAGGUCAGAGAGCUGCUGGAUCACGAGCCCCGUCUGACGGAUCCCGCUGCGUCUCUGCGUGUCACGGGCGGCAUAUGGGUGGCGUUCUCCAGCGAGGGUUUCAGAGGUCAUCAGUGUGUUCUGGAGGAGGGAGAGUACUCAGACUGUACUCGACUCUUUGGCGGAGUGGACCUGAGGAUCCAGUCGCUGCGCUGCAUCCAGUCUGAUUUCCUCGAGCCGUCCAUCAGUCUAAAGAUCUCAGAUGAAGAAAUCGAGGCUCAUCGUGAGAUCCCUGAUCUGCAGGAGACCAGCGGCGUCUUCGUGAAGAGCGGAGUGUGGGUUGCGUACAGCGCUCAGUGUUUCUCAGGACAGCAGUGUGUUCUGGAGAAGGGCUGUUUUCCGGCGCUGCUGGACUGGGGCGAUGGACGGAGCUCGGCGCGAUCGCUACGACCCGUUCACAGAGAGGUCCGUCGGAUCGUGGAGCCCAAGUUUCUGCUGAGAGUCUACAGCCAGACGCAGUUCAGUGGAGAGAGCCGAGAGUUUCAGAGCGAUGUUUCUGACUGUGGAGCUCCAGGAGUCUCCUCACUGCGAGUGAUCCGGGGACGUUGGCUGCUGUUCGAUGAGGAGCGUUACUCUGGUAACCAGUAUAUCCUGUGGGAGGGACAUUACCCUGAUCUCACUUCCUGCGGCUGCACAUCCACAGCCAUCAAGUCUUUAAAGCCCAUUCCUUACAGUUUUGCGGAGCCGUGCGUGAAUGUCUUCUCUCUCAGCGGUUUUGAGGGUCUGGAGGAAAGCUUCCUUUCAGAUGCGGAGGACCGGAGCUUCUUCAUCCAGUCUGUGAGAGUCCAGAGUGGCCUGUGGGUGGCGUACGAGUACAGACGCUUCAAGGGCCGGCAGAAGCUGCUGGAGCCCGGAGAAUAUCCCGAUUGGGCAGAACACAGCGGAUGGGACACCAUCGGAUCGAUGAAACCUCUCACACAGCCCAAAGCGUUUGUCCAGCUGCGGAGCCGAGCUCUGGGUUUGGUUCUGACCAGUGAGAACAUUUCAGAUGGGUCAUUUCCAGCCAAACUCUUCCUGAGUCCCUCCAAUCGAUCUCUAGACACACAGCGCUGGAUCUUCACCGAUGGCCUGCUGAAGAACACGGCGCAGGGGGGCUGUCUGUCUGUGAUCGGGGCCAAGGCCAGUCCUGGGGCCCCUGUGGCAUUAUGGGAAGAGCACGGGCGCAUUAACCAGCGCUGGAGCAUCAAUGAAGACGGAAGCAUCUGCUCUCAUCUGAACCGCAGCCUGGCGCUGGACCUCAGAGGUGGAUUCGGCGCCGACAGAGAUCAUCUAAUCCUGAGAGAGCUUCACAGCACCACUCAGAUCUGGGACGUGGAUGUGCUGUGAUCGUCAGGGACCGAAGAAGAUCACAGCCAGUCGUUCACCUCCGGACCGAUCACUGAUUCUGGGACGGUGUCUUGUUUUAAACUGCACUGUGAGCGUGGAGGAACCUGAGGGACGAGGACCCUGUUUGUUUUUAUCUCCAGAAGCACAUUUGCACUACCAGAAACCUCACGAGUGUUCUGCAGGUGAAGUCACGCUGGAUUCGUCCUUUUAGUCCGCUGAGAAAAAGUCACGGACACCGUUUCUGUUCAAGCAUUCAGACGGUCCACUUUUAACUUAACUUAGUCAUUUCACUGGAGUCCUGCAGGAACAUUAACCUAAAUCUACCACAAACAUAUAAUGUGUACAGCGACGCUGACAAGCAGCAUUUCUAAAAGAGUCUCAACAAUAAAAACGGAAACUGUAAAAUGCG